This is a messenger RNA of Propithecus coquereli (Coquerel's sifaka), 1596 nucleotides long. It is a transcript of the gene HHLA1, whose product is annotated as HERV-H LTR-associating 1. The coding region runs from base 1 to 1596 and encodes 531 amino acids. The transcript has 16 exons. The record is from RefSeq and is a predicted model, not a curated record. NCBI's taxonomy places the organism in Eukaryota, Metazoa, Chordata, Mammalia, Primates, Indriidae.
AUGGCUGGCUUCCUGUUACACGGCCCUCAGGUGAGGCUGUGCGUGGGCCUGAUGUGUGUCCUGUCCCUUUGGAACACAGUGUCUGGCAUUAAAGCAGGAGCCAAGAAAGAAAAGGAAAUGGCCUUCCUACCUACAACAGGGUCUGGCCUCAGAGGAGGAGAGAGGAAGGAAAAGGGGCUGGCCUUUCUCGCUACCACAGAGCUACCUGCAAGGUCGAUCGAUCUGUCUGCACUUAACCUGACAGAGCUCGUGAAUGGGAUGCUGAGUAGAGCUUUAAAAGAGAGCAAGAAGUUCUUCUCCUUGCUGAGCAUUACUUCCUACAGUUCCUUCGCCUUCCACAAGCUUUCUGUGGCCAUUUACAACAUUUCGAACCUGAAGACCGUGGACCCUGCCAAAUUCCCCACAAGGUACUGCUACUGUGUAAGCAAUCGGACCAACGACUUAUCAGAUUUCACAGCCCUACUGGUGGAUAUCAUUGGAAAUUCUACCAGCUACCUCACAGAGAUUUUUAAGUCCACCUCCAUCCUCUCAGUGAGUCAAAGCAAUGAAUCCGACUGCAUCUUCAUCUGUGUGAUGACAGGAAAGUCAGGAAGGAAUCUUUCUGACUUCUGGGAGAUGGCAGAGAAAUCCCCCGUCAUCAACUACACAUUCACCAGCAGCAUGUCUGCUGUUCCGGGUGCAGCCACCAGGGGGACUACUGGGACUUCAAGGCCCACAACCAGAAGCCAGCAAAUGCCACCAAGUACAAGCUCCACGCGCUGGGCCCAGAGCACACGCCGGACGUCUGCUCGGAGAACCUCUCCCUGGAUGGAGACAGCUGCGCCUUCAGAGGGACAGGGGACCCUGAGCACAGGCAGCCUCCCCGAGCUUCCUGCCAGGGCCACAGCCACACGGGGCAUCUCCUCUCGCACCCUCCUGGCCUCGGCCUCGGCUACCUGGAGGGUGGCCAGAACUUCGUGGGUAACAGCUGACAGACAGACAUGGGGUUCCACACUAUCUGUGCCCUGGGCUCAGACCGUCGGUGAGAAAAAACCUGAAGGGCCUCCCUGGGAGACAGGUCCCUCCACACCGACAUCUCCUGCAGGGGCCAUGAGCACAGCUAACCUUCUGGGGCUUCCUGCUGGGAUGACAGCCACACCUGGCAGCCCUCUCCAGACCAGCCUGACCUCAGGAACAUUCACCCCUGGCACACAGACUCCGAGUCCAACCAAGGCACCAGCCCCCAAAGAUCUACAGGCAGGUGAUCUUCCUGCAGAGUGGCCGUUCACCCCUGGGGAAGAACCAGCCCUGUUCCCAAGACCCCACCAGGUGUCAAGAUGUCCUCAGCCCCUGCUCAAAGAGGAGCCCAUGGCAGCUGCUCCUGUCAGCCUGACCAUCCAGAAGCUCAACCCUUGCCUGAUGGAGCUGUGCCGCUUCUUCCAGCAAUGCCUCUGCAUGAGCCAGAGGAAUCCCAGGAUGGAGGCCAUGAGGUACUGUCCAGAAUACUACUCCUGGUUUCUGAAGAAUGCAACGUACGUCUGUCAGAGGGUGAAGAGGGUGUCGCACUCUCACACCUUAAAGCAAAAAUGCCUUGAGAAUAUCUGCAAGUCUGUGUGA